AUGAGUUCAAGAUUUGCAAAUCGCAGAAAGCCUCGGAAGAUUGGCGGGGAUGACGAGGAGGAGGAUGGCGCCGCUCCAUUAGAGUCAGUUGUCAAGCGCCCAGCAAACUUCAAACCGAAACAAAAAUCCAAGUUGCAGCUAUCAUUUGGCGCCGACACAUCAAUGAACGAUGGCGAUCAGGAAAGCGAAGUGAUUGUACCCAAACGCCACGGCCUCGGGCGCAAGGCGAUGGGAAGGAGCGCCGCUGCAAUCUCAGCCGAGGAUCUUUCUGCCCGUUUCGGCCAGGACCAAGAUCGGCCCACCUACAGCCAGGACUACUUGAAAGAACUUCGCAAUUCAACACCCUCCACCCCGAAAACACUUACCGACGACGAAACCAGCAAGGCCGUGGAUGUUGCCGCCAAGUUUGGGGAGGUUAUGACUGUUGCCGGACAAGCGCAUAUCCCUAGCGAAGCCGAGAUUCGUGAGAAGAAAGCCCGACGCGCGCGCUUGGCCCUUGAACAUAACGCGAAUGGAGAUGACUUCAUUUCAUUAGACGACCACGAUGCAGCACAUGUCGAUGACUGGGAUGCAGUGGCACGAGGAGAUAAAGAAGUGAAGGAUACAAGACUCGUUCGGGAUGAUGAGGACUUUGCGGAAGGAUUCGAGGAGUUCACGGAGGAUGGGAAGAUCUCGCUCGGACGGAAGGCAGAGCGUGAGAAGAAGCGAAAGGACCGCGAAGCAAUGCGUGAACUCAUUGAGGAUGCUGAGGGUGUUUCCGAUGAAGAUGAUUCUGACUUUGAGGAAAAAGCUGCCUAUGAAGCCGCCCAGACCAGGGCAGCUAUGUAUGGCAAGUCAGAUGCUAUUGAUCGUCCGAAAACGCCCCCCAAGAUGACAUCUCUCCCAAGACUGGCUAGCAGCUUCGACAGGCUGCGUAUGUCUCUGGCGUCAAUGCAGGGCUUAAAAACACAAAUGAUCAGUCGCAUGGAGGAAAUGAGGAAGGAAAAGGCGGAUAUUGCAGUCCGUGAGGUGGAGAUUCAGGCGAUGAUCAAAGAAGCCGGCGACAACUAUGAGAGAUUGAAGAAGGAAGCCGGGAUUGCCCGGAGUGGUGAACUGAACCCUUCCAAUGGAGCUUUAGAAAAGUCCAGAGGACUGGAAAGUAUUGGUGCCCCCGUGCCAAUGAGACAUUCCUCGACAUCGGACUCGUCAGAUUCCAGUUUCGAGGAGGAUUCUUCAUAG
Molecule: messenger RNA, 1218 nt
Organism: Penicillium paradoxum
Lineage: Eukaryota; Fungi; Ascomycota; Eurotiomycetes; Eurotiales; Aspergillaceae
Exons: 2
Coding region: 1-1218 (405 amino acids)
Biological process (GO): spliceosomal complex disassembly
Cellular component (GO): U2-type post-mRNA release spliceosomal complex
Source: RefSeq, a predicted model, not a curated record